This is a messenger RNA of Falco peregrinus (peregrine falcon), 8397 nucleotides long. RefSeq names its product zinc finger and BTB domain containing 41 (gene ZBTB41). The coding region runs from base 322 to 3039 and encodes 905 amino acids. The record is from RefSeq and is a predicted model, not a curated record. Gene Ontology annotation, molecular function: DNA-binding transcription factor activity, RNA polymerase II-specific; RNA polymerase II transcription regulatory region sequence-specific DNA binding; protein binding. The transcript has 11 exons. Gene Ontology annotation, cellular component: nucleus. NCBI's taxonomy places the organism in Eukaryota, Metazoa, Chordata, Aves, Falconiformes, Falconidae. Gene Ontology annotation, biological process: regulation of transcription by RNA polymerase II.
GAGCUCGGUGCCGCGGGGCCCUCUCAGGCCGGCCCUCGGGCCCAUCGGCGCCGGGGACAGCGGCGCGGCCGGGCGGGCCGGGGACAAGGCGAGCGCUCUCCGGCGGGGUCGUAGCCGCCGCGUCCGGGCGUCCCGGGUGUUUGACGGGCUGUACGCGGCCGGGGGACGGCACCGCGGCCUGGGCCGCCUCGGGCCUGGGAACGGGCAGAUUAUGAAAUUACCGUUGUGUGUUUUCUCAUGGUCUGGAGCAGAACCAAGUCUUCGCAAGAAUUUUUGGCCAAUCACCUAUGAAGCUCCUGGUUUUGAAGUUGCACUUCUGCAAUGAAGAAAAGGAGACGGCUCGCUGCAAAUCUAAACGAAAAGGUUCGUCUUGGCCAUGAGAAAGAUACUUCAGAACAGAUUCUUGUAGUAGACUGUGCGCAAGAGAUUGUCUCAAAGUCUGCGGAAAUAGCUUCUGCAGAUCAGCUUGAAGCUUCCCAAGAACUUUCACCGUCUUCGGAACAAAGAAAGCUUCUAAGCUCAUUACAGUAUAACAGAAAUCUACUUAAAUACUUAAAUGACGAUAGACAGAAACAUCCAUCAUUUUGUGAUUUACUCAUAAUUGUAGAAGGAAAAGAAUUUAGUGCUCACAAGGUUGUAGUGGCUGUUGGGAGUAGUUAUUUUCAUGCCUGUUUGAGCAAAAAUCCAAGCACUGAUGUUGUCACGUUAGAUCAUGUAACUCAUUCUGUUUUUCAGCAUUUGCUUGAGUUUCUAUACACCUCUGAGUUUUUUGUAUAUAAAAAUGAAAUUCCGCUGGUGCUGGAAGCGGCAAAAUUUUUAGAUAUCAUAGAUGCAGUGAAGUUACUAAAUAACGAAAGUGUUUCUAACAUACAGACCGAUGUAACUGAUGCACCUACACCGGUAGAAACACUAAAUGAACUGACAGGUAAACUAUUAAAUAGUCAUCAGUGCACUUUUUGUGGUCGAAGUUUCUGUUACAAGAAGUCCUUAGAAAAUCAUUUGGCUAAAGCCCACAGAUCCCUUUCACUGGAAAGAAAACAUGGGCUAAAAAUGGUUGAGAAGGCCAGCUUUUCCACUAGACGUUCUACGAGAAACCGUAAAUGUCCAGCUAAAUUUGAAAACAGUGACAAUGAAAGUGGUGAUGCCUCUGACAGCAAUUUGGAAAAAGUCAGUUCUGACAAGGAAACAUCUGACAGAAGUGAAUUUGAGGAUAGUGAAAGUGAAUGCAACGCUGAUGAAGAGGGACAGGAAGAGGAAAUGUCAGCUGAAGAUUCAGAGUCUGAAGAACAAAGUGAAAAAGAACAGAAUGAUACUGAAGAGGGUUCUGAGGCAGUUGAUUCAGUGGGAAAUAUUCCUGAAGGCUUAGCUCCAGUCAUCAUUCAAAGCAGUAGCAAAAAACUACUACAGUGUCCCAAGUGUGACAAAAAAUUUGAUCGAAUAGGCAAAUAUGAGAGCCAUACACGUGUACACACGGGUGAGAAGCCUUUUGAGUGCGAUAUAUGUCACCAGCGCUAUUCAACAAAGUCCAACCUGACAGUGCACAGAAAGAAACACUCUAGUGACACUGACUUUCAUAAAAAGGAACACAAAUGUCCCUACUGCAGUAAGCUGCAUGCAAGCAAAAAGACUUUAGCAAAGCAUGUGAAGAGGUUUCAUCCAGAGAACGUACAAGAAUUUCUUUCUAUCAAGAAGACAAAGAGUGAAGGUUGGAAAUGUGAUAUUUGUAAGAAAUCUUUCACUCGAAGACCUCACUUAGAAGAGCAUAUGAUCCUCCACUCUCAGGAUAAACCGUUUAAGUGUACAUACUGUGAAGAGCAUUUUAAAUCCCGAUUUGCAAGACUGAAACAUCAAGAAAAAUUCCAUCUUGGGCCUUUUCCUUGUGAUAUUUGUGGCCGCCAGUUUAAUGAUACAGGAAAUCUGAAACGCCAUAUAGAAUGUACUCAUGGAGGAAAGAGAAAAUGGACAUGUUUCAUCUGUGGAAAAUCUGUGAGGGAACGAACGACUUUGAAAGAACAUCUGAGAAUUCACAGUGGAGAGAAGCCUCACCUUUGCAGUAUUUGUGGGCAGAGUUUUCGUCAUGGAAGCUCUUACAGACUUCAUCUAAGAGUCCACCAUGAUGACAAGAGGUAUGAAUGUGAAGAAUGCGGAAAAACAUUUAUUCGGCAUGACCAUCUGACAAAACAUAAAAAAAUACACUCAGGUGAAAAAGCACAUCAGUGUGAGGAAUGUGGAAAAUGUUUUGGCCGCAGAGAUCACCUUACUGUUCAUUAUAAAAGUGUUCAUCUGGGAGAAAAAGUGUGGCAGAAAUAUAAAGCAACAUUUCACCAGUGUGAAGUCUGUAAGAAAGUUUUUAAAGGGAAAUCAAGUUUGGAAAUGCAUUUUAGGACACAUUCAGGUGAGAAACCCUACAAAUGUCAAAUCUGUAAUCAGUCUUUUAGAAUUAAGAAGACAUUAACAAAACACAUGGUUAUUCAUUCAGAUGCUCGACCUUUUAAUUGCCAACACUGCAAUGCAACAUUUAAACGAAAAGACAAGCUGAAAUACCAUAUUGAUCAUGUCCAUGGAUCAAAGGCUGCAGAAGAGACAUUGACAUCUUCUUCAGAGGAAAAGCUAGUCUCCUUACCAGUGCAGUACACCUCUGAUGACAAAGUUUACCAGACUGAGGCUAAACAAUAUGUGGAACAGUCCAAAGCGUAUCAAUCAGAAGCCAAAAGUUUGCUACCGAAUGUGUCUACGGAGGUGUGUGUGCCUGUGACUCUGGUGCCCGUUCAGAUGUCUGAUCCGCAGGCUGAGCUGGUGCAGCAUACUGCUCCGUCACAUGGCAUUCUCCCGCCGCAGCCCGAGCAGGCAGAUUAUCAGCGAGCCACGGAUCUGUCGUUUCUAGAGAAAUACACUCUUACUCCACAACCUGCAAAUAUUGUUCAUCCUGUAAGGCCUGAGCAAAUGUUGGAUCCCAGAGACCAGUCCUAUCUUGGAACUUUACUGGGGCUAGAUACAGCUCCUACUGUACAGAAUAUUUCAAACAAUGAACAUUCAUGAUCAGACCAUAACAUUCCACCUAAUUUACUAAGCCAUUAGCCAACAGAAGGCUGAUAUGGCAAUUGAGAUUUAUAUUUUAUAUUUUAUUUGGACUCAUGAGUCUUCUGCAUAGUUUUGGAAAAACAGGUUUGUUUACAUAAUAUUUGAACAUUUAGGCACAUUUUGAUGCAUACUGAAAGUGUGUUUCUUGUGAUUUUAAGAGUUUUUAAAAAUCUUAUAGAUGGUCUUUUAAAAAAUUAUGCUCUGAAAUAUCUUUUAAGGAUAGUGGCUGAAAAAUGUAAUUACAUAUCUGGUUAUUAAUUUAAAAAAAUAUUUUGCCUUUCUGCAUCUCACUUUGAGUUAAUGUUGUAAGUGUAAUAGGAAGCAUUCUGGAAGAAUAAGGACUAUAUCAAAUUCAUUAAAAGUUGUAAGAGCAGGCAGGGAUAUAAAACUCAAACUUCUAAUUGUGUUUCGCACAAAUUAAAAUAUAAUUUUACUUGAGCCCUCAGGCAUUUUUGGAGGGUUUUAAAGUCUGGCAGGCUCUGGAGCCUAGCCAAUGGACGCAGGAACUAAAUUAUUCUGAAAAGUGAUUCAUAUAGUCUAUGAAGACACUAAACAGGGUGUUUGGUGAUCCCCCUGAGUAUAAUUAGGCUGCCUAAAUUUGGCCUUUUAAUUCUUCCUUGAUCUCUAAUAAUGAAUAAUGUGGGACAAUUUAGACAAUGGUGUUGUCUAAUUUUCUACAGUUAGUCCUAUAUAAUUUUAAUAUGCUUUUUUCCUUGCUCUUUCAAUCUUGUCUUCUAAAGUGUGCCCCACACUCUAACUUUGAAAGAAAUGGGAGUAUUUGUGACGUCAUUUUAAUCUAUGAAUAGUCAUAAAGGAUUGGCACGGUUUAUCCGUGUUAGAGCAUAAGUUAUACCAGGGCCCCACAUAGUAUCCCCAUUUUCAGGUUACCUGUGAUAGAGGAGAAAUUUUAAGGCUAUUAUUUCCAGAACAGUACCCAACUUCUAUUUAAAAAAAAAAUACAAAAAAAUCAGUAAUUAUAAAUCUUUUGUGAGUUGCUAAUGGAAUUGUUUUGUUUCUCACUUUCUUGUACUAUGUUUAUAAAACAAAGUCAACCUCUUGAGAGUAUUUUAUGUCUUUAAUUAUUUUAGCUUUUUUCUUUAUUAGGCUUAAGAGUUUUUUUCCCAAAAGAACCGUUUUGAGCUACAAGUCUAGUGUAACUCACCAUGAAAUCUAGUGUAACUUAACCUCAUCAAGCUUUCUAUUUUAAGGCUAUUUUAAAAAUGACUAUUGUGUGUUUGGUGGAUAUUAUGCCAAAGAAAGUACCUGAAGUAAUUUUACAAUCCAAAUGAUUCCUCAUAAGAGUUACGUAUUAAGGCAAAAUUGUCCCCAGUUCUCCCUAUUCUUAAAUUAUUAUCUUAAAGAAACUUUAAAAUGGGAAACUGGAUGUAUGUGUAUUAUUGUAACUGUUAAAUUUAUCCAUGACCUGAGCACAAACGAUCUGUGGUGAAAAGCUCUUUUAUCAUCACAGUUCUGUAAACUCCUAUGUGGCACGGAUCUUUUUAUAUCCUAUUCAAAUACUUUGGUGUUAGAUUCUGUUAAUCCCCAUGCUACUUCAGCAUUGAGCAGUUUGCAGGAGAGGUGCCAGAGCUGCCUGAAUGUUCAUAUUUUGAAGUUUGUACCCUAAUGGAUUCUUAACAUAAACACACCAAAGAUUUCUGUUAGCUGUUAAAUAGUGGCAGAGUUAUAGAAUUUUAAGUGUUAUCGAUAUUUAAAUAGGACUUAGCCAAAGAAGCACAAUAGAAGUCCUAAACUUUAAAAGUUCAGUUUCUAAAACAGGACUGCAUAUGUUUAACUGUUCUAUGUUUGUACUCUAAAGUGAAAUUUAGAGCUGUGCUCUGGGAAUGUUCAGACUGACAUGGUGUAAAUAGAUCUGGUAAGAAGCUGAAUACUAGCAAAUCCGCAGCAAUAACGAGGCCGUUGAAUGCCACCUUCUGAAAGGACACUAUCAAGUACUACCCGUCCUGCUUUCUGACUCCACCUUCAUCUCCUUUCAAAAUAAAACUCUUUGUCAUCUUUACACUCCGUGGCUUGAAAACAGCUGGUUUAUGUGUAACUUUCAAGUCGGUAUGCAUGUAUCAUAUUCGUAUUACCAUGUGUGGACGUGAAUCAUGAUUUCCAGCAUUUGUAAUUGUACUGUCAAAAAUACCUGACAUUGGUGGUGUCAGUGCAGUUCUCAGACUAAAAAACCUAUUUUUUUUAUUUCUUGUCUUUUCUGUCCUACAGUAGAAGAAAGUGUUGUAGGAUUUUUACAAAGAAGUGGCUUAAAAAUAGUUGGUAACUAAAUUUUUCUUUUAAAAUCCAGUCUUUUCAGAAGGCACUCUAGGAAAAGAACUAAAAUGGAAUUUGGAGCAUAUUUACUUGAUAAUGUCCUUUUUAAGAUUCUUUCAUGAUUGUGCCUUUUAUAUAUAUAUUCUGAAUAAUGGCUUGUUCUAUAGUUCAGUUGGUUAUUCAAAAAACAUUAAGGUCAAUUAUCAUCCAAAGGGCUUCAUGGUUUUGGGUGCCCAAUAAGAAACAGACUGUAAAAGGACUUGUUUUUCUGAAAAACAAGCGCUAUCUUGGCUGUUUGGGUGACCAGAAUUGCUAGUCAUUCCUGGAAAAAAUGACCUACUAGUUCUUUGGCGUUCUUUUGUUUGCAGAUAACCCUACUAGUUAGUAUUUUUACCUGCUGGUCAGGCUGGAUCAUUGCCAGUUGACAGUGAAAGAAAAUAGGAAAGCUUAAGUGCUAGAUACAUAGUUUUUAUUUUUUUAAUAUCAUAAGCUAUAAUUCUUACGGCUUUACAUCUAUUUAAGAUUCAUAUAUGAGCAAAGUGAAUUUUUGUGGACUGGUACUUCAUGUGGUGGUGUUACCGAAAUCUCGGAAUGAAAAACUCAUCAACACCAAUGCGAUGUAGGUAAGCAGACACUUCUUUAUUGACGGCCGGGUGCGAGAGUGAGGCUCCUCACGAUCAAUGCACACCAGGCUUCAAAAUCAUACACCUCAUAUAGAACGUAUUCAUGCAUAUUCAUUAAGUAUUCAUGCAUAAACAUAGUAUUUCCCCCAAAUCAUUAACAUACUCUUGCUUCGUAUGUUAAUUAGCUUAUCAGUCCUUCGCGCUUCCACAAAUUCUUACAAGAAUUGUGGGCAGGGGUCUCCGGGACAUGGGCAGUGGUCUUUGGGAGGAAGGCCGUAGGUCUUCCUCAUGGUGUACUUCUCACCCUUUGCCUGGAAUGUGAUGGUCUUGCAAGUUUGCAGUGUUCUUAUCGGUCUGAACUAAUUUAUGUCCUUGUCGACCAUCUGGUCCUUCUGCUUGUUUCUUUUAGUCGCUCCCUCUAGAUAACUUAUAAACAGGCCCCUUGUUAGAGAAAGUUAGAGAAACAGACUCCUCCUUUCAUUAGUUAUUUCAUUAAUUAUUUCUUUCAAACUAUGGUUACAUGCCCUAAUGACUAUACCUACAUUUUUUGAGUAAAUAUAUUUACACUUAACUUAUUGUCCCUAUUCCAUACAAUUUCUUUAUAUCAAUUAUUAAAGUUCACAAUUUCUUGGCAGGUAACUACGAGUUGUUUCAUUCGGUUGCUCUCAGUUCUUGGCCUUGGUACAGGGCUGUACAGAGGAUUUCAUAGCAGCUUUUGUUGUGCAAAUACUAGUUUCAUUAAAAAUAUAUUUCUUAUUCUUCUAUAUUUCUAUUAAAAUGAUUUUAUAAAAUCAAAUAAAGUUAAUUAAUUCUAACCAUUAGCAAAUCUGUAACAGUGGGGUGGAAGCAGGUGAUCUCUGCGUGACGGAGGGCAGCUCCUCCUGAGAGGGCUGGAGUUGGAGGGCAGAGAUCUGCACUCACAGCUGCGUGCGUCGAAACUCCUUGGGUGUCUCAUGCCUCCAUUUUAGUAUGUGUACGUGCUCAUCCCCAAGUGCACGUCCUGCUGGUCUGGAGGGCGCUUUUACAGUAAAGGCUAUGUUUUAUCUGGCAGUCGUAGACUUGGGUGACCGUUUCUUGCUAAAGAAGGCAGAAGCAGGUGUCUCGUGAAAAUAUCUCUAAGGAACAAUCAGUGGCGCACUGCAAAAAAUUGGUCUUUUCCACAUGCUGACCUUUAGGGAGACGAGUGGAGUCCGUGUUGGUACUCUAAACUGCUACGUGGGUCUGAGAACUUACUGCACUCGUUCUGUGUAAACAUGGAAUUCUGUGGGUUUUGCUAAACAAAUUUCUGGUUGCUGACUGGGUUACUGCCCGUAAUUCUUUUAAGUGGAUUUUAUGUUCAGUUUAUUUAUUUAUAUUGGUAUUUCCUCUUUGAGCACUGACACUUUCCCUACAGAGUAUGGCUCUCAUGGGUUCUUUUGAUGCUGAACAUCAGUAAUUGUAAUGGUGAUGAUGUAUUUCUGUGAGGCUGUGGUUUCCUUAAAAAUCUACUGCUAUUUUAGUUAUUUGAUGGGUCAUGCCAGAACACAGUGACAAAAGAUUUAUUUGUUGUCAUCAAAGAGCCAAGUUUGUUUCCCUAGUAACAAAUGUGAACGAGCAUCCAGAACUCUGAAGAAUACUUCAAAGGAAUUGCCUUGUAAGGUGCUUGGUUGAACCUGAAAUGUGUUACGUAGUGCUAAGGAAUAAAUGACCCUCACGUUUUUAAAUUUAAAAUAGUUUCUGUGUAGAAGUUCAUGAAUGUAGAAUUAUGAAUGGAUUCUGCGAAGGCAGUUGUGGAUGAAUAGUUUUUAUGCCCCCUGAAAACAGUAAAUAGAUGUGAGAGUGUUCUGUAUUGAGCAUCCACGCAUAACUGACCCAGAUUGCAUGUUCUCUGUGUGAUGGAAGCGUGAGGGAAAUAGAGUGCGUCUACCUGCAAGGCCGUGGGACCGCUGGCACGUGUGGGCGUCUUCUACAGCGUCAUCUCACGGUGGUUUCGGUUGUUUCAUUGUAUGCAUUGAGGAGUGACACUGGCAGGAUGUAAUGCAGGGCAGUCACUUUGCUUAAGCCCAGAAGGAUCUUUUUCAGGGUUUGUAAGAAAUGUUUUGUUUUACAGGAUUUGAUGGAUUAAGGGUGACAAUGGCAAGAUUCUUUGAAUCCCCCCAUAUUCUUUUAAUCCCAUACCCAUUUUGAUAAUGUUUAAAUGUUGGUCUUUAUAUAAAAGAAUAAGGUGAGAUAAACUCAGUAUUUUGUCACUGGUAUAUGAGAUAAUGUGUUUUAAGUGUGAUCUGUAUAGGUUGGUAUUUUAGAUGGAGGUCUUUAAGUAAAGUUGUCUUUUUAGUGGAAAUCCUUCACUGUAAGGAGAAGUUAGGAAGUAUACUGUAAAUGUAGAAGUACUCAGUCCUAUGUGUAAUUUUGUUUGUUAUGGAAAAGUAAAGUUCUUUUGUCUUAA